GUUGCAGUUCAUAUACUAUUAAGUAUAUUCAGCGAAGCGGAAUAGCCACAGGUUUGAACCUUGUGUACAGUAUACCUCGUCUUACAUGUUCCUUACUAGUGUCUUUCCUAUACUUGGUAUGUUAUGUUGUUCCCUAGCCACCUCGGGAUCAUCCCAAACGUCUUGAUCGUCGCCCACUCAACCGCCUUAUUUGUAUGCGCACCGAGUCUAGUGAUCGUGGAAGGAACAAGCCAUAUUUUGCGCGCAGUUUAUAAACAUCAGAAUCUGUUCAAGCUUGUAUCCUCCCGCUUCACCACACAACAUCAUCACGUCCAUCUUGCCACUCUCCACAGGAGCCUCCACACGUCAACCUUGGCAUCACCGACAUUCCAUCGGUUGAGCACUACCACUCGCACGACAUAAAGAACCACCUAGGACUCGGGCAUAGCAUAACAAUCAGACGGCAAGUCGGCCAAGGAGAGGUUUAGACAGAUAUGCAAAAAAAUGGGUUGGUUCGAGAACAAGGAGGGAGCGGAUCAACAAGCUACACCAUCUAGAAAGAAGCGGGCCCUCGAGGACGCCGAUGACAACAGGAUGGCCUCGAGCAAGAAAAUAAAGGUCGAAGGCGAGGACAGUGGCCAUGCCUAGUUCAUUGGAGAGAUUUACCUGCGAUUCUGUGGGUUUGAAUGCUUGGCUGGGUUGAUUCGUAUUGUGA
Durotheca rogersii is the source of this 694-nucleotide messenger RNA. RefSeq lists its product as uncharacterized. The coding region runs from base 124 to 402 and encodes 92 amino acids. The transcript is spliced from 2 exons. Lineage: Eukaryota; Fungi; Ascomycota; Sordariomycetes; Xylariales; Xylariaceae. The record is from RefSeq and is a predicted model, not a curated record.